Molecule: messenger RNA, 2145 nt
Organism: Cololabis saira (Pacific saury)
Lineage: Eukaryota; Metazoa; Chordata; Actinopteri; Beloniformes; Belonidae
Gene: fgf24
Product: fibroblast growth factor 24
Exons: 5
Coding region: 1-627 (208 amino acids)
Biological process (GO): dorsal/ventral pattern formation; fibroblast growth factor receptor signaling pathway; neuron differentiation
Cellular component (GO): cytoplasm
Molecular function (GO): growth factor activity; type 2 fibroblast growth factor receptor binding; type 1 fibroblast growth factor receptor binding
Source: RefSeq, a predicted model, not a curated record
AUGUCCGUGUCAGAGAUGAAAGUGCAAAGGUCCUUUGAACUGCUGAGCACUCGCCCGCCCUCAGAUGCCUCCUCCUUCAGCGUCAAUGGGAUGUUCUCGCUCUGGAUGGAACCUGAUGGCACCUGUGGGGAGCAAACCCAACCCACAGGGGCCGAAGGAUCUCGGUACCCGACACUCCAGGACCCUUCAGGUUCUGACCAGACCAAGACUGCUCACACCUUUUUUAUGAAAGCAGGAGGAGCUCUUCUUGUCGUGGAGACGGAAACAUUUGGGAGCCACAUUCGAAUAAAAGGAAAGGAGAGUGAACAUUACAUCUGCAUGAACGAGAAGGGCAAAAUUGUCGGAAGGCCCGAUGGAAGGAAGCAGGAGUGCGUCUUUGUCGAGGAAUUCCUAGAGAACAACUACACAGCUCUGGUGUCAGCAAAGUACAAAGGAUGGUACCUGGGCUUCAACCGGAAGGGACGGCCCAAGAAAGGCUCGCGGACCAACCAGAAGCAGCAGGAAGUUCACUUCAUGAAGCGCCAGCCGAAGGGGAGGGUGGACCCGGUGGAGGAGUUCCGUUUCACCACAGUGACUAAGCGGACACGUAGGGCUCGGCGGUUAAAACCCAACUCCAGGAAGAGCUGAAGGGAUCAAUGGGAAAAGCACUAGAUAUUCCCCAUCAGGGGAAAAAAGUAACUGAAAAUCUCAAGCUUCUUAAAAUAAUCACACCUCUCUAAAAGAAAGACAGACAACAUAAAAGGAACAAAAAAGGGCAAAGAUGUUUUAUUUUUGUAUUCCAGGAUGACUCUUGGAUUCUUCUGGGUUGAUGUCAUUGUGUGUCCGUCAUGUUAUUUAUACUGGAUAAACUAAAGGACCUCUGAGAGAACUCCUGUCGCCUCUGUCCUCGGCGACGUUUGAACUGCGAGCCGAAGGCAUACUUUCUUUUUGACAAUGGGAGCCGAAGCAGGAGCUGACGCAACGCUAUAAAAAUCAGCCAACUAGAGAUUUAUUGGAAUACCUGUCGGUUUUUGUUUGUGUUGCCCCUGACAACACGGAUCCCAUACUUUCCACUGGAAUUAGACACCAUGGAGAUGAAACGGAGAGAGGUGGCAGGUGACACUGUGCUGCCGGGAUAACUGUACAGCUUUGAGUGCAAUAUUUUACAGGUCUCUCUUUCUCUUCAUUUUUUCCUUUUCCGUAACGUCUCGCAACGCCCGAGUUCUACUUUUGCCGCUCCUGGAAUUCGCUGAAACCUCUGAGACCCAAGUGUGUUUUCCAUGCAGCCUGUGAUUCAACUAAGACACAACAUGCUUUGACUAGUCAGGCACCCGCCGUGGCUUUAGUCUUGUUCAAACACACACACACAUUCACACACACACACAUAUAUAUACACACAAAUAAAAAUACAACAGCUGAUGGGAUUCACAAUUCCUCGGUGUCUCCCUAACUUCAUCCUCAGCACGCUCGGGGAAGGAUGUUAAUCCCGUCUGUGUCGUCCUGGACGUCUUUCCAGCCCGUUUUUUCCCAGCAUGCAUUAAAGCUGUUCCAGAUAAGGUCGUCGCCUCGAGUCUUCAAGCGAGAACCUGCCAGUUUCCGGGGCUGGUGAUGACUUCCUCUACCUCCUUGCGCUCUUGUUUAUCUUUACCUAGUCGGACUGUCUGCGUUCAGUUAAUCUCAAGAACCUUUCAGUCGACUCUGAGCUUGAACUUUUUUUUUUUUUUUUUUUUUUUUUUUUUUUUAGAUUUUAUUUUUCUCGACUGUGAGUUCAUUUUUUUUUUUUCUCAUUUCACUCUCACUGGAGGAUGUGAUUUUGGGAAGCUUAACCUUGUGCUUUUUCUGUCACGUCAGUCAUCCAUGGACAGGAACACCAUACAUAACCCCUUCCUACACCCCAGUUUACUUCAUAAAUCCAUAUUUGACGGUGAAACCUGCUCGUCAGAAACUCAGAUGGCAGGAUUUUCAGUGACGUGGAUCUUCUGUAUCUGAAUCCUAAAAGGAAACGUCUUCUCGCUUCAUCACUGGCAACAAAAACUCCAGCGUUUCGGGUUUUUUUUUUUUUUUUUUCCACCAGUAGUUUGUAUUGACCUGUCUGCUGGCAGGUUUUUUUUUGUAUGAGUUGCUACUAACAACAUGAGACAUUUAUGUUUGUUUUGGGUUUUUUUU